Molecule: messenger RNA, 7547 nt
Organism: Cuscuta epithymum
Lineage: Eukaryota; Viridiplantae; Streptophyta; Magnoliopsida; Solanales; Convolvulaceae
Source: the annotation of a GenBank genome assembly
AAGAGACCUUUUGACGCAGAUCAAUGAGGGUUUUCCUCCACGCUUACUGUUUUUUUAGAGUGAUCCACACUCACUAGUUACUCGUUACUACACAUGGUGUGUUUCUGUUCUUUCUAUGAAAACGAAUCACUAGGAAGUUGAGAAGUUGUGAAUGAAUGAAUUGGAUGUUGAUCGGAGUUCAAAGCACAAUCCCCAAACCUGUCCACACGCAGCGCUUUUCAUUGCCCCGCCGCCUCCACACCACCGCCUGUCUCCCACUCCAGCUACCGCCUUCCACCCAAGCAUUGGACGCCCUCACUCUCUCCCACCGCAUCCUCCAAGAAGACCCAAAGGUCCUGUCUUCAACGCAAUGGACCCCAGACCUCGUCCUAUCCAUCCUCAAGCGCCUCUGGAACCACGGACCCAAGGCUCUCCAAUUCUUCGACCACCUCGAUCGCCACCCCUCUUACGCUCACCCCGCCGCCGCAUUUGACCACGCCAUUGACAUCGCCGCCCGGAUGCGCGAUUACCGCACCCUUUGGAAGCUCGUAGCCGGAUGCGAUCCCGCAGACUCGGUCCUCGACCAAAGACCUUUGCUAUCAUCACCGAGAGGUACGUUUCUGCCGGCAAUCCUGAUAAAGCGUUGAAGGUUUUCUUGUCUAUGCAUAAUCAUGGUUGCCCCCACGAUUCAAAUUCUUUCAAUACUUUUCUCGAUGUUCUUUGCAAAUCCGGGCGGGCUGAGAUGGCCUAUAGGCUUUUGAAGAUGCUUCGAGGUAGUAGAUUUAGAGCUGAUAUUGUCACAUAUAACACACUUGCAAAUGGAUUUUGUUUAAUCAAACAAACCCCUAAAGCUCAAGACAUUCUCAAGGAAAUGGUAUGGAGAGGCUUGACUCCCACCGUAACCACAUAUAACAUACUGCUCAAAGGAUUUUUUCGGGCUGGUCAGAUUAAAGAAGCUUGGGAAUUUUUCUUGCAAAUGAAGAAGAGGAAGUGUGAGAUUGAUGUUGUGACUUAUACCACUUUGGUUCAUGGGUUAGGAGUUGUUGGAGAGAUUGAUAAAGCUCGCAAGAUGUUUAAUGAGAUGGUUGGAACUGAUGGUAUACUUCCUUCUAUUUCAACUUACAAUGCAUUCAUUCAAGUGCUGUGCAAGAAGGAUUCUGUGGAAAAUGCUAUUUCAGUAUUUGAGGAGAUGUUGAGGAAAGGUUAUGUCCCAAACACAAUGACUUAUAAUUCAGUAAUUAGGGGGUUGUGUCAUAGGGGGAGAAUGAAUGAGGCUGUUCAGUAUAUGGAUAAAAUGAGGGAUGACCAUAAGUGCGAACCGAAUAUUCAGACCUACAAUGUCAUCGUCCGCUAUUAUUGCGACCAAGGAGAAAUUGAGAAGGCUCUUGUGGUAUUUGACAGAAUGAAUUGUGUCGAUUACUGCUUACCCAAUCUGGAUACGUACAAUGUCUUGAUCAGCUCUAUGUUUGGGAGAAAGAAAUCAGAUGAUUUACUCGUUGCUGGCAGGUUGAUAGUGGAAAUGGUUGGUAGAGGAUUUAUGCCAAGAAGGUUCACGUUCAAUCGUGUUCUGAACGGACUUUUGCUCACUGGCAAUCAACAGUUUGCCAGAGAGAUUUUGAGACUGCUAAGUGAAUCUGGCCGUCUCCCCCGUCAUUUCAAGUUGUGAAUCUAUUGCAGCUUCCUGAAAGAUUUGGAGCAAAUCUAGUUGUUAUGCACUGAAAGCAUCAUUGGUUAAAAUGAUGAACCUGCAUUUCAAUUGAAAGGUAAGAUUAAAUGCUACACUUGUACUCCCAUAUGAAGUAAUACUAUACAUAAAAAAAUAUGGAGUAAUAAGUUACUGUCCCUGUUCAUGUUUAUUAUUCUAGGCUGACCAGAUCACAUCAUCAUCAUCAUUACCCCACUGCCGCAAAGGCUUCCACCUACGGUGGGGUAAGCGGGUCGGAUGUACGCAACCUUACCCCUGUACUAAAGCACAGAGAGACUGUUACCCGGAUGACCCACAGUGAAAAUCGCGUCGAGAAUUGCAUGAACUCACUGCUGCUUCAUAACAAAGAAGCACACACAUUUUAGUGAGCCAUAUUGCUUUAUUCCAUCACAUUCUCAAGUCAAAAAAUAGUGAAUCUUUGGCUCCAUUGCAAAUGAUGGAAAUGUUUACGAAAUCCCACAAUUCAAUAAAAUUUAUUAAUGCUAUCAGUUAAUCAAAACUUUUAAUACUUUACCUAAAUUUCCCUUAUUAAAAGCCAACCUCCCAUUUAUGAUCCUGCUGGCAAAGGAUAGAUUGAAUACAGUGAGAAAGGUAUAUUGGUGAAACAACGUUUAGUGACAUCAGUGGCGGAUCUAGCUCUUUUAUUUUAGGUGUUCAAAACUGAAAUAAAAAUUGACCUAUCACAACAAUCUUGUGUAAUGCAAUAAUGUUACAAUUGAAUCAUCAUUUUCGCAAAAAACUAAACACAGAACCACACAGCCUGUGUGGUUGACACUGCCACACCAAAAAAGAAAAUAAAUAUACUAUCAGGUCUGCCACCAACAAAUUAAGGAGAAUCCACAUCAACCAGUUAAACCAAAAAACUCACCAUCAAACCAAUAAGGGCUAAAGCACUAACAACCUAACCAAUAUUUCUAUUUUCUAGGACCCAAAUCCCAAUGUUUUCUCAAUCUGAAAUUUCAAUUAACCAUUUAGCAAAAGGCUAGCAGUAGAAGAAAAUCGAUGGUGCGAAUUUCAGAUUAGGUAUAGAAAAUUAGGUUUUAAUUAGUGCCUUAGUAGACAAGGAGGACACGAGGCUACUAUUGGAGGUGGUGGACUGGUAGAGCAGAGGAAGGGAUCCAGAUUCUAGAGGCGGGUGUGAGGAGCAAGCCAGCGAGGUCAUUAGCUACUAUACUCAUCAAGACUCAAGAGCCAGAAGCUGAAACGCCGAGUCAACUGUUCCCUGCCUACCGAGCUUAUAGUGACUAGCGACACUGUGACAAACUGGUGAUUUGAAGGAGGAGUGAGUUGCGACUCUGCGAGUUGUUAGUCGGCUGUGGGUGUUCAGUAGCUUCUGCAACGCAGGUGAGGUUUGCGUAGAAACGACGGAGGGUGGUUUUUGAUAUAAAAAUUUGAAAUUUUUGGGUGUUCAGGUGAACACCUUUGAACAACAUCAGGUCCGCCCCUGUUUAGUGUGCAUAGAUUUCAGUAUUUCACAAAUGGACAAAUAAAAAAGAACACAAUAAUUGGUCAACAUAAACAGCAAGACAGUCCAUUGUUCUAGUUUUUCAUUAAGGUAACUACCUAAUUGAAUGGUUUAGUUGGAUAUUGGUCGUUGGUUCGUGUUUAAUCAUGGACUUGAACAUUUUGGCGCCAGAUUUACACAAAAAUUGAAUGUUUAAGCAUGGACUAAAACAUUUUGGCAAUCGAAAUACCGCACAAGCUACCGCCACGUCACCAAUACUGUGUGAAGCGCCAGAUCACUCCAAGCGGAUAAGGUGAAGAAUAUUUCAGAUAAUACAUGUGUAACACACACGCAUGUUCCGGUACGAAUCUGUUACAUAUAAUUCCAAUCAGUCAGUUAUCUCAAAUCAUCUCUUCAAUCACCUUUACACGUGUUAACACACUAUUAGAUUAGUCUAAUUAUUCUGUAAGGCAUGUGUGACACGUGUCCUUACCACAAUAGAAUAACAUCUUUUUACUUUGGCACCAAGUAUUGUUUUUUAGUAUAAAUAUCACCUUCCUACAUGUGGAAGGAGAUCCGAAAUAUAAUUCUCUUGUUACUCUGCUGAAGUUGAUACCCUAUUUUACUUGGUAUUCUCACUGGUUUUCUCCCUUACUCUCAGAUUCUGGCUACUCUCGGGGUCGGCAAUCCAUCAUGAAUAAUUCCCAAAAUUAAGAAUAAUGGGAUUUGUUAUUGCAACCUUCGUUGGUGGCUAAAAAUUCGAACCAUGAUCCUUGCAUCUUUUUUUUUUAAUUUGCUAAACAUGGGUGAUUUAAAUUUUGGUGGUAGGUUAGCGAUUUUUUGGAUUGCCUUCCGUAUGUGACUCAAUCUUUUUAAUCAUAGGAUUUAGUCAUUAAAUUAUUUCUAUAAAUAAUAUACUUGCCGACCACUUCAAUUUCUCAAAUGACUAUAUUAUCCUUCUUACUAACCGUUCCAUUGAUAGUUGAUAGUUUUAUUGUUAUUCCAUGCAUGUCUUCCACAGUCUCCUACCAUACAUCUCAUGCGGAUGCAUUUUAUUUUGCACAAACAGACGCCCGAGAUUAGUUUGUAGUUUGCAUGGGGGGACUAGUUUUAGUGCACUAUUGCACCUAGAUGAUUUUCGUCAUCCACUUUUGCUCAUCCACGGUACACUUUUACCCAUAAGUUCACUUUUGUAAAGAAGAUUUUUUUUUUAUUUAUGGGAAAACUGUCAAAUAGGUCCUCAAACUUUCAUAAAAAGGUCAAUUAAGUCCUUCUAUAGGAGGUUCUGCCCGGCCAUCGCGAUUUGGGGCAGUUCCCGGUGGGUUUUUUUGAUGAAAUUUUUUAGCAUCUUAUUCACCAAGUCUAGUUUACUCAUACCAAAUUUCAGCUAAAAAUUCAAUCGGGAACACAUUCAAAUUAAUUCUUGAAGAUAACUGCGCAUUUUUGCGUUCUCGAAUUAAUUUGAAUGCGCUCCCGAUUAAAUUUUUAGCUGAAAUUUUGUAUGAGUAAACUAGACUUGGUGAAUAAGAUGCUCAAAAAAAUUCAUCAAAAAAUUCCACCGAGAACCGCCCCAAAUCGCGACGACUGGACAGUCUCCUACAGAAGGACUUAAUUGACUUUUUUAUGAAAGUUCGAAGACCUAUUUGACAGUUUUCCCUUUAUUUAUUUACAAAAAUGUCACCGCAUUUUAAUCUAUUUUAAUGCAUUUCUAACAUAUUUAGAGUCACUUGAUCUUAGAUUCGAUGCACCGGAUUUAUUCUUACUUUUCAUGGGAAGAAGACUUUUUAUCUAAGAUCUAAUGGCUACACAUCUAGGGUGAAGUUCAAAUAGGAAGAAGUCUUUAGGUGAGGAAUACACAUGAAUCUCAAUCAUUGGGUUCGACUGCGUUGCAGUAAAAAUAAAUACAUUUUGCACUGAAAUAUGCAACCUAGCACGGUGGCAUUUAGUAAAUACUUGUGAAAAAUCGUAUUACAUUUGUCUAGUGCAACAUGAACCUGUUUUGAUGCAACAUCGUCAAAUUUUAGUACAAUAUGAAACAGUUUUAAUGCAACAUUGCAAAAAUUAAAUUUUACUGCACCAUUAAGCUAUUUUUAGUGCAAAAUUGGAAAUCUAAUAGCUGAAAUUCAUUAUCUUUUCUCACAUUAGAUACAUUUCUCACUUGAACCAAAAACUAUAUAUGUAAGUCUGUCGACUUCUCAUAUUGAAAAUCAACCUUGAACAAACUUCCUCCUUUUUCAUCUCUUCAUCAUCCUCUUUAAGGCCCUGUUUGGUUGAAGGAUUUCGGAGGGGAGGGAGGGAAGUGAGUGAUUUGUGUGUGUUUGGUUGAAGGAAAUAGGAGGGAAGGGGAGGAAAGUGGAAGACUUCCAAAAUCUCCCACUUCCUCUCAUUCUAAACCCCCCAAAAUCGGGGUAUUUUGGAGGAAACAUGUUGAACCACAAACUAUAUGUCUCCUACGUGAAUGAACAAUUCGUUAUACUCCCUCCGUUCUUUUUUAUUAGUCCUCUUAGGGUUUGACACGGGUUUUAAUAAUAAAGUAGUAGGGUAAAUAUAGAGUGUGUAGGGUAAAUGAUAAAGUAGGAAAGAUGGUAUAUUAAAAAGAGUAAAGUGAUGAUAAAGUAGGAAAGAGAGUAUAUUAAGAAGAGUAAAGUGAUGGUAAAGUAGGAAAGAGAAAGUAGUUUGUAAAAAGUAAGUGGGGUAAAAGUAAUAAAAGUGGGGGUAUUUUCUCAAAAACUUUCCUUAAAGGGAAAGGAGGACAAAUAAAAAAAACGUCCCAAAAAUGAAAGAAGGACUAAUAAAAAAGAACGGAGUUAUGGCGGCGGAAUCCAACAACUCAUUGGAAAGUCAAGAAUAAUGAUAAAGUAGGAAAGAGAGUAUAUUAAGAAGAGUAAAGUGAUGGUAAAGUAGGAAAGAGAAAGUAUUUUGUAAAAAGUAAGUGGGGUAAAAGUAAUAAAAGUGAGGGUAUUUUCUCAAAAACUUUCCUUAAAGGGAAAGGAGGACAAAUAAAAAAACGUCCCAAAAAGGAAAGAAGGACUAAUAAAAAAGAACGGAGGGAGUAAUAUAAAAAAGGUAUAAAAAAUUAAAUUUAAAAAAUUAAAAAAUUAAAAAAUUAAAAAAAUAAGAAAUUAAAAAAAUUAAAAAAUUAAAAAAAAAUAAUAUUAAUAAAAAUUAAAAUAUUAAAACUUUUAAACAUUUAUGAAUCAAAAUCAAAAAAUCAAAAAAAUAAAAAUAAACAAUUAUAAAAUUAAAAAAGUAAAAAAAAAAAAUUAUGACUCAUGAUCUUAGGAGUAAAUAUUCACAAUAGUUAAAGAUGAAUCUAAUUUUUUAAAUAUGCUAUCAAAUAAAGAUAAAUUAAGAAAAUAUUUUCAUUAAACGUUUCCUCCUAUUUCCUCCAACCAAACACAAUUUUUUUUUAAAUCCUUCCUUCCCCUUCCCUUUCCUUCCUUCCUUGCUUGACUCUCCCCUUCCAAUAUCCAGAGCUAGGCCUGGACUCGGGCCGGGUGGCCCGACCCGGAACUAGCCCGGCCCAGUGGCCCGGUCAGUGACCGGUUCGGGUAGGCCCAACCCGCUGGAGUUCCGGUCCGGCUCGGGCCCCUCAAAACGUGAACCGGCCCGGCCGGUUCGGGCCCGGUCCGGGCCAUUUUAUAUAUUUUUUCUUUCUGUUUUUUUUUUUUUGAAUUUUUUUUUAAGUUUUUGGGUUGGGCUGGGUAUUUUGGGUCAUUUGAGAUGGUUUGGGGGUGAGGGGGGUAGGGGUUAAUUAGGAAAAGGCAAAAAAAAAAAAAUUGAACCGAGGCCCGGCCCGGCCCGACCCGGACCCGGGGGUUACCCAGACCGGUUCCGGGCCUCCCCUUUCCUGAACCGAGACCCGGCCGGGCCCAGGCCCGAACCGGCCCGAGUCCACCUGAAUAUCCAGAGCUACUUGAAUACAGAUGUACUUCCUGCACCCCACCCGUAUGUGUGAUCGUCCACCUGGAUAAGAGAUCAUGUGAUCUACUCAUGGCAAAGGGUGAACUUGAACUCAAACUCCACAUAUUCGAUAGUGCAUUUAUUAGGAGAUCUUCUUCUAGUCGACACAAAACGGUCAAAUUCUAAUAAAAGAAACAUGGCCCAUCCCGCAAGGUAGUACCACAUGAUAAAACUGGAAUAGAUAACAUUGUGACCUCAUCGUGCCGCCUUCAUGACCGCCAUCACCUAUGUCUUCUCUUCACCGCCGGUGUCCUCCUGCGAUUUAAUAGGAAGAAGAAGCGUCCUCCUCUGAUUUGCUACGAGAGAGUAAGAAAGCCCUCACCAUCGCCAAUCAAACCUCCACUCCCGGCUUGGCAUCCUCAAAUUGAUACAAAGAAAAAUCCACGGAAGAAGCCAUUGAAAUUGUACUGUACUGGGAAGCAAACACUAAUAUUUAAGAGAAAAAGAAUAGUCAAC